AUGAAUGAUACGACAACCACGACCGCAGAGAUAGAGACACAGAUAACAGAUCAAAAUGAUGACCGUCAAUUGAAACGUGCUCGUCGCGAUGAGCCAACUACAUCAACCUCAGCAGCAGCAUCAUCAUCAUCAUCAUCGUCUGGUCCACUGACAGUAUCAGAAGUACUCACGGAUAGACUCACACAACUGUCAGGCAAGCAUUGGCUGAUGGGCUUCACAAAUGAUGAACCAUACAACUCAGAGUUGGUGACCGAUCUGUUCAACAAUGAGAUCAUCAACACAGAUAUACAGCACUCACGUCGCAGUCUAAAGCUACUCGAGCUGUCACACUACCUCGAGAACUAUCUCUGGCCACACUUCAAGAAACAGGCCUCUGCCAUCGCCACCGCCACCGCCGCCACUAAUAUUGGCGACGUUCAUAUUUGGUCCAUAAUGGCAAUGGUUAAUGAGCGCGCAAAGGUUGGUCUGCCGCCAUUCAGUGUGUUCACAGGUGAUGCCGAGCACUUUAAACAACUGUUUGAUCGUGUCAUCAGAUUGUCUUCGCCCGUUGGCAGUCUUCUCAGCAGUCAGACGCACCUCAUACAAUUCCUCAUUCAUUGUUAUCAAUCGCUGGAGGACCCCAUGGUGCGUGCCGAAUCACUCAAGAUCGUUUCCUAUCCCAUGUGGAUACACCUCUCGCCUGGUAGAUUCGCCGCCGAAAUUGACGACCUGACCACUCCAGCGCUCCAAAAGAAGAUCAUCGCACUCAAGAAGCGAUCACAAAAGGAAGGUUCAUCUUCCAAGGAUGAUAUAUACUCAUCAUUCAUGUUGACAAAGAUGAAGGAGUUUGUGAAGAUGCUCGAUCAGACUGAGGAGGGCGAUGUGGAUUCGAUUAGAUAUUGUGAGCGAUUUGUAGAGUUGAUGGUGGACAUGGUGAAUCAGAUCACAACAAGACGAUUCUUUUAUGCAUUGAUCGAUGAUUAUCAUCUGCUCAUUCGAAUCAGAUCAUCCAAACUAUGCAAGUUGUCCACGGCCAACAACUUUAACGAGGCACUCAACAUCCUCGAGUUCUAUCUCAACUUCCCAAUCAACAACUUCACUGGCCAGGAGAUCCCCCAAGACCAAAUCAUUCAAUCACAUUACUUCCGUAUACAGAACCUUCAGCGAGUAGUAUUCAAGGAGUUUGAAGAGAUCAAGGAGUUGGCAUUGCAGAAUGUGUCGACUGUUGAAGACAAGACGAAUCUGAUCAAUCAGUUGAAGUUAUUGAGUGUGGAGCGACUGAGGUUGUUGGCAAGUAGGUUGAAUCUGCUCAGCCAGGACUGCACGGAGGACAGACAGUUUAUCACAGACGUGGUUAUAGGCUCGCUAAAGAAGCGACGUUACCACCGCGAGGCGCUGGCAUCGCUGCCGCACUACCCCACCGAGCAGGAAUUGUGGAACACCGCCGAUGACAGUGGCGUGCUGAACGAUCGCUACCAGGGCGACCGCUCGCUGCCGCUGCCCAAGCUCAACAUGCAGUACCUGUCGCACCAGGACUACCUCUACCGCAACUACUACCUGUUUAAGACCGAGGCCACUUAUGACCUGCGCGCAGAUCUCGAGGAUGCGCUGCGCAGACUGUCGCCCAAGCGCAACGAAUCGGGCUCCACAAUACUCACGGGCUGGUCUCGCAUGGCCUUCCCCAUGACCAGCUUCAAGAUUGAACACAUCGCUCAACCAAAGGUGGGUGAGAAGCGACCAGCACAGGUGCUGGCGAUGCUCAGCUACAGUCUGGCGGGAGUCAAGUCGGCGGCGAUCGUCGAGGACUGGGAGUCUAUGAAGGAGCACGACGUGAUGCUAUUGGUGUCAGUGCGCGCCACAGUACCUCUCAACGCCAAGCAUGACAACAGUCGUCCAUUCGCCGAGCACUACGGCGUGAAGAGUGUGCGCGGCUGCGAGGUCGUCGAGCUGAUGGAUGAGCGUGGCGGCAGGAUCGACGCGGACAACACCAACAACAGACAACGUCCCGCGCGUGGCCACCAACGCUUCAUCAAGGUGCGUCUGGACAGCAAUCAGUAUUACAUGGAUCAGGAAGACAACAAACUCGAGCAGUACAAAGAGUUCAACAUUGUGGUGCGCAGGAAGUCCAAGGAGAACAACUUCAAGGCCAUCCAGGAGACAAUCGUCUCACUCAUCAACGACCAGAACAACCUACCCGAGUGGCUGGCCAACACAUUCCUCGGAUACCCCAGCGACGAUGACACCAACGCCACACGAGUUGUUGGCAAGACUAUCGACUUCCAGGACACGUUCAUCAGUCGCCAGCACAUCCUUGACACGUUCAAGAGUGAGCAGAUCGACAAGACAGCAUGCUUGGAGCCACCCUAUCGCGUAACCUAUGGUCCCGAAAAGAAGUUGGUCAUUGAGUCUUACAAUCAAUCAAACUUGGCAUUGGAGAACAAUGGAGGCAAACGUGGCAACAAGGUUCAGUUCACCCCGGUGCAGGUAGACGCCAUUCGCUCGGGAUCAUCUGAGGGACUGACAUUGAUUGUCGGCCCACCAGGCACGGGCAAGACCGAUGUGGCCGUGCAGAUCAUCUCCAACAUCUAUCACAAUCAUCCCAACCAGCGCACUCUCAUCAUAACUCAUUCCAAUCAGGCACUCAAUCAACUUUUUGACAAGAUCUACCAAUUGGACAUUGACGAGCGACAUCUGCUCCGACUCGGACAUGGUCAGACCCAGUUGGAGACUCGCGCCGACUUCACCAGAAGUGGACGCAUCGAUUAUAUGCUCAGUCUACGUCUGCAUCGCCUGGCCAUCGUCGAUCACCUGGCCAAGUCCAUUGGCGUCAUGUCAGAUGUCAGUGGCAGUUGCGAGACUGCACAGCACUUCUUUGAACACGAGAUCAAGCCUCGUUGGGAGACAUUCUCCAAACAGCUGGAGGCCGGUGCGAGUGGCAUCAAGUUCCCAUUCGCCGCCUACUUCCAAGCCAGCCUGUUCCAGAAGCCCGAGUCCUUGGAGAAUGACCGUCUAGUCGCCGCCAGAUACUGGACAGCCAUCCAGCUGACCUUUGAGGAGCUGCGCGAGUGUCGCGCGUUUGAGUUGCUCAAGUCUGCAAACGAUCGCUUCAACUACCUGCUAUUGAAACAGUCGAGGAUUGUGGCCAUGACUUGCACACACGCCGUUCUACGCAGGAAUGAGCUGGUGCGUCUAGGCUUCAAGUAUGACAACGUCAUCAUGGAGGAGGCUGGUCAGAUCUCCGACGUGGAGACAUUCAUCCCCCUGCAACUACAGACCACGUCGUCAUCAGAGAACUCGUCGCGACUAAAGAGGCUCGUGUUGAUUGGUGAUCACAACCAACUGCCACCAGUUAUCAAGUGCUCGUCAUUGGUGCGCUUCUCACAUUUGGAACAAUCAAUGUUCACUCGCUUCAUCAGACUGGGAAUUAAGUACAUUCAACUCGAUCACCAAGGACGCUGUCGCCCUGCCCUGGCAGAGUUGUUCUCCUGGCGCUACACCGGUCUGGGCAACCUGCCGCUGACGGACCAGCGAUUCACCCGCGCCAACCCAGGCUUCCUGUACGAGACACAGUUGAUCAAUGUGGACGAGUCGCAUGGCUAUGGUGCCGGCGAGAAUGAGCCAUUCUCCCACUUUUACCAGAACCUGGGCGAGGCCGAGUACAUCGUCUCUGUGUACCAAUUCAUGCGCCUGAUCGGCUAUCCAAGCGAGUCGAUCAGUGUGCUCACCACAUACAACGGCCAGAAGCAACUGUUGCGCAACAUCUUUGAGGAGAAGUGCAAGGACAACGCUCUGUUUGGCAUGCCCAAGAAGAUCACAACGGUCGACAAGUAUCAAGGACAGCAGAACGACUAUAUCCUCCUGUCGCUUGUGCGUACCAAGAGUUUCGGUCACAUCAGAGACGUGCGUCGUCUCGUCGUGGCAAUGUCCCGAGCACGUCUCGGCCUGUACAUAUUCUGCAAACGAUCAUUCUUCAAGGAGUGCUACGAGACCAUCACGAUCUUCCACAAGUACGCAUCGUCCCCCGACAAGCUGGUCAUUGUUCCAGGCGAGGCCUAUCCCACCGAGCGUUUGGCACUCACCAACUCCUACGAGCCACCUGCCGAGGGUAACGCUGACGGCGAUCACUUUGUCAUCGAGAACGGUCAACACAUGCAACAAGUAGUUCAGUCCAACCUCUCAAGUUAA
Molecule: messenger RNA, 4164 nt
Organism: Acytostelium subglobosum LB1
Lineage: Eukaryota; Evosea; Eumycetozoa; Acytosteliales; Acytosteliaceae
Exons: 3
Coding region: 1-4164 (1387 amino acids)
Biological process (GO): mRNA splicing, via spliceosome
Cellular component (GO): catalytic step 2 spliceosome
Molecular function (GO): helicase activity; mRNA binding
Source: RefSeq, a predicted model, not a curated record